GGAAAGUCCCAAGACCGGGUGGCGCAAUUUUUCAGAUUGUACGUUUGGGACAUUCUUGGCAAGUGAUUCUCGUGUUUGAGAAUCAAUUACUGCAGAAAACAGUAGAUCUUCAAGAUGGGAAAAAAUAGGAAAAAGAAGAAAAAAGAAUCUCAGUUGGCAGAGAAAAAGGGUAGGGCUCAAGGUACUAUUUGUGGACCAGCACCUGAUACAAAGACUAAUAAAACAGGUCUAUCCGACGCUGGAGAACCAAUGGACAAUGAAAGGAUUGGCGAACUAGAAAGCACAUUUUAUGAAAGAAUAGCAGAUGAAGCAGGGGCUACCCUUAAAGAUGCAUCUCAAGAUCUUGCUUUGAUGAAGGAUCAAACAGAAAAAUAUGUAGGAGAGAAGGUUGAAGAAGGGAAACAAUCUUUAAGAAAAACAGGCAAACAGGAAACUAAGAAAAUGGCAAAGCAGGCAGAGAUGCUUCAAAAGGAAAUAAAAGAUUCACAUGGGAAAGGACAUGGUAUUUACAUCGGCCACAGUGAAAAUACACAUAUAGGUGAUGAAACUACCUACAACAUAGGUUCAACUAGGGAUGAUACAGAUGAGGAUGAGGAUGAUGAAGGUUACACAAAAGAUUAUCCUCAUCUAUCACCAACUACAUCAUUGAAUGAAAGUGGGGAUACAGGUGCAAGACCUAAAACAAGCAGUUCAGCAUGGAAAAAUUUGCCAAAUCGUGUGUCAAUCGAUAAAGCGGAAUCUGUACAUAUUGGAGAAAAGAACAGUCCUGAUAAGAUAUUCGAAGAAAGCAAUUUUUUCCUUGCCACAAAUAAAACUGAGAUUUCCAGUGCUUCAACUGUCAAUAUCAGUUUCAAGCAAGGCCUUAAAAAUGGCAUUCCUACUGAUAAGCCAGAAGAAAUCAAGAAGUUUGCUGAAGCUGUAAACAACUUCCAGAAAAAGGGAUCAUACAUGCUAUUGAUGGAUGAACCAACAUUUGUUCCUAAUAUAGAUGCUCUAAGUCUUGUUGAUUGGUUGGCUGUUUUUGACAUGGAUUGUAGAAGUUGGGAUACAGGAUUGUUGUCAAGGAUAUCAGACAGUGUAGACCAAAAAUUGAAAUAUGUAAGCUGGAAAGAAAAUGUGGCUAUUUCAAAACAGCAACUCACAUGGAUUGGUUUGAUGGGCAUUUCUAACCGCCCUGAAACAAAUGUCAGUGAAGAGUUUAGGGAAUGGAAAAGGAAGGUCAAGCCUUCUUUGGAAAGCCAGCUGAAGCAGAUUCAAAGAUAUGCAGAGCAGUACACGAAAGUGACUCUGAUUGUGUUAUUGCCUGAGAACAAACAUGUUGCAAAAUUAAAGCAUUUCAAUUUCAUCAUUGAAGAGGUAUUGGAAAUAAUACCAGACAUCAGGAUUGUUGCUGCAGUCCCGAAGUACACAUAUUUAUCGGAAGUUAAUCACGUACAACUCAAACAUUUGCAAAUUGAUGAUGAUGUUAAAAAAAUCUACCUGUCCCUUUUUGAUGUGUGCAGUGUUGUUCAAGCCUAUUGUUUGCCAGAAAGAGCUCAUGAUAACAAAAGGUUUCGCCUUCCAACAUCGGAUGGCACAAAUGAUGCAAAGCUAAAAGAAAAAGAAAAUGCAUGGCUUGCAAAUGAUUUGGAAGUCUUGUACCUGGAUAACGUGACAGGCAUGGAUUACUCAUCUGAGCAGUUAGAUGACGAAGAGCAAACAUUUCACAAAGGAGGUAGUAUUCCUUGGUCCGUUUGGUAUGCACUUAGAGGAAACCGAUUUGAUGUGCAGAGAGAUAUCCAUGCCAAAAUGGUUGAUUACAUCAUGCGUAGACACAUUGGUAUUUGUCGGUCUGGCUUUGUGCGACUUUUGCACAAUCCUGGUUCAGGUGGUACUACCUUAGCUCAAAGGGUAGUUUGGGAAUUGAAAGAUGAGGUUCCAUGUGUUCAGAUAAAGCACAGGCUUGGAUCCAUGACUUCGGACAUCUUUGAGAAGAUCAAAUUUCUGUAUUCGAAGACCAACAAACCGAUCUUGAUACUCAUAGAUGGGGAAGAAGAGCACAAAGUUAACACAAUUCGCAGGAGUUUGGAACCACAUGUUCCAGUUAUACUGUUGUAUGUUCAAAGGUCUUGGGCACGUAAUCUGAAUGACAGUUCUAGCAUUAACACAUUUAGACUGCAAAGAGCAGUUUCGAAAGAAGAAGUCAAACAUUUCAGAAGAAUGUACAUGAAACAGUGUAAAGACACAACUGAAGGAGCAAAUGAAGUUGAGAGACUUUUCCGUGAAGUUGAAAUGGGAAAAGAGCAUGACAUAUUUGAAUUUGGACUAGCAGUUCACGAUAUUCAAUAUGCAGGUAUUGAAAAAUAUGUGGCAGGAUAUCUGCGGUUGAAUGGAAAAUCAAGCAGAAGUGAGUUGGAUCCAUGGCAGCAGGCUCUUGGCUACCUUUCACUGGUAUACUUCUAUGGACAAUCUUCCAUGCCAUGUCAUUUCUUUACAGACAUCAUUGAAUCUGAAGAACCUAUCUUGACAAAGUCAGACCUCCCUGAUGAAAUGCAAGAACUGAUUGUGAAUGAUUCAAAUGACAUAAAUGAAAACAUGGUUAGGAUCAGUCAUUAUUUGAUUGCAAAAGAGAUUCUUGAUCAAAUUCUUCCAUUGCCAAGGCAAGUUCCUCAUGAAUUGUCAUUGAAUUUGUCUAUUGAGUCGAUGAGGAAGCUCAAAGGUAUUUCUGUAGAGUUGAUUAAUGUUGCGGGGAAGAAGAACACAAUUCAGUCAUCAACGAUUGCUCAAAUUAUGACCAAUACUUUUAUAAGCCGUAACAACAGAGCUACGGGGGAAAAUGAAACACAAGCUGGGAAGAAAAGGAAGCCACAGAUUUCUCCUAUUUUGGAGCAAGCAAGUAGUCAUUCCCCAUAUACCGAAAGAUUUGACAUCAUGAAACAAUUGGUCAAGUCAUUUCCCCUUGAAGCUCAGUUCAAAGCCCACCUUGGACGGUUGUAUAGCUUGUACAGAUCUGAGGAGGAGAAAACUGCUGAAAGAUACUUAAAAGAAGCAGAAGAAAUGUGCUUGCAGGGAGUUAAUUUGUCUGAUCUGGAGAAUGUACCAGCAAAUGUGAAGUAUGAUCUGAUGAUGAUUUUCCACAUGUAUGGAAGAAUGCUGUCUCUACAGGCAAAUAAAAUCAUUGGAGGGAAAGGAUCCACUGACAACAACAUGUCAUCAUCUUUUGAACAAGACUGCAAGGAGGUAUUGCCAAAAAUUAAGAAAGCUUGUGGAUACUUCUACAAAAGCAGAGAAAUGGCCCAUUUUGAUUCAGAUGGGAGCCUGGGUUAUUUGAGUGAAAUCGAAAUCAGGUUGAAGUUCUGUGAUUUUGUUCAUAAGAAUAGUGGUUGUCCUGAUGUUUUGCAAUAUAUGCACACAUUUAACACUGACACUGCCGAAUUUAUCAAGGAGUGUGUUACUGUAGUAGAUGAGUUGUUUCUAGACAGUUUUAGCUCUUUUGACUCCGACAAAUUUCAGGGAAUCUACUAUCAACAAGAACUGUACUCUGCUCUCUUCAAAAAUAUACCUGGUCAUACGAUUAUUGGUAAAGGGAACAAUGUGCAGUCAAGACGUCUUGAAAUUGCUCAAAUUAAAAUGAAGUAUUGUGAUCCAUAUGCGUACGGUGUACUUGAACGCAUUGAUAAUCCUGAGGACAUUCAGUUCAUUGCUGAGAGAUAUGAAAAAAACAUUGAUGAAUAUGAAAAUCAAGUAACUCCCACAGCAUCUAAAAGGCAAAUCAACAAUGAUUACAGGGAAUGGAUAUACAUAAUCAGACAUCCUCUUUUCAAGACAAGAUAUACAGUCGUUGAAGUUCUGCAGAGAGUUGAAGCUUGGAAUGAAAAGGUCGAUUCCGAACACAGCCGAUUUUACAUGUUUGUUUUAUGUAGCAUUCUUGGGUUUGGCUUGGAAGACAAUCUAACAAAUGCAGAAUUGCUGUUCAGAGCACAAACUUAUAAAGAGAAAUUGAUGAAAACAUCCUGGCAUAUACACAAGCCUAGAUACCCUAGGGAAUGGUUAGGUAAACCACAGAGGCAUAUACAUCGGAUUGUACCUGGAAAAAGGUACUUGGGAUGGCAUGAUGGAAGAGAUAUCCUGCUGAGUUCAAAUAUUGAGGUUUGUAAAGGAACCAUUGUUUGUCCAAACGACAAACCAUCUAGAGGUUUUAUAGAUCUCGAUCUUGGGCCAAGAAAUCUGAUACCAGUGAAGAUAUUCUUUGUUCCUGCCCGAGCAGAAGAAGAUUUGACAGGGCCAGUAAAUGAAGGAGCCAGAGUUGAGUUUGUGAUUGCAUUCAGCAUGUAUGGCUACGAAGCAUACAGUGUCAGACUCCUGCGAAAGAUGAAAUGUCCGACGUGUCGUAUAGACAUUGAACAUAAAAGUGUUGAUGAUAUUAUUAGCUGUCCAAGAUGCCAUACGAGUUAUCCAGUGAACAGAAGGAGAAGAGGGCAGAAGACCAGAUUAAACAAUUUUCAAUAACUUAUGGCUGUCUCAGACAAAAAUGCAAUCAUCUUUUCAAGCAUUUAGAUGAGCAUAUUUGAAAUAAUGAAUGCAACAUUUUCAUCAAUUAUCUGAAUUUCACCAAUGGAUUGUCGUUUGAUAAUUAAUUUUAAGACCAUGAUUAUCGGCUAUUAUUUAUAUCAGGACUAUUGACGAGUUUAACUUUUUAGCUCUUAAAUUACACAAAAAAAGAAUUAAAAUACAUGUUUUGCACGAUAAAAAACAACGUUCAGACAUGGUAAACACGGCAAGAUAUAUAUAUGCAAGGCUGCUUCCUGUUUUGAAAAGUAGUAAUAGAAUAUGUUUUGGCUAUUACUAAAACCUGCGCCGUACCACCGUACCAUGGACCUUUUAAAUCUCGACUUAACGAUAACAUACCAUACUUCAAUAAAUUGUAUGUUUUAGUAAUCACAGUUUGUACAUACAUUAUAUAAUUAUGAGCAGGGGUUUAAUUAUUUAUUACAAAUAAGUGCAAAUUUCAUGACUUUUAUGAAGUUGAAUUCGUUAUAUACAUUUCGUGUAUGAAAGGCAAUAAUUUGCUCUAUACUAAUUAAAUAGAAAACUUGAAAGAAUAUUUUAUUGAGA
Mya arenaria is the source of this 5094-nucleotide messenger RNA. RefSeq lists its product as uncharacterized. NCBI's taxonomy places the organism in Eukaryota, Metazoa, Mollusca, Bivalvia, Myida, Myidae. Gene Ontology annotation, cellular component: cytoplasm. The coding region runs from base 115 to 4488 and encodes 1457 amino acids. The record is from RefSeq and is a predicted model, not a curated record. The transcript has 7 exons.